Messenger RNA from Penaeus indicus, 483 nucleotides. RefSeq lists its product as uncharacterized. NCBI's taxonomy places the organism in Eukaryota, Metazoa, Arthropoda, Malacostraca, Decapoda, Penaeidae. The record is from RefSeq and is a predicted model, not a curated record. The transcript is spliced from 3 exons. Bases 1 to 483 code for a protein of 160 amino acids.
AUGUAUAUAAGUGUAUAUAAGUCCCAGCCGUCCCCAGGAACCUCGUGUGGAACAUCUCCGCCUCAGCCUCGUCCUCAUCUUCGGCCUCGGGACAUUGUCCUUCGAGGUCCGACUUGCAGUACCUUUGCCGGCGGCGUCAGUAGGCGACCCCCCCCCCCCCCGCCCCACGCCUCCUGCGCCCCAGCUCCGCCCGCCAGACCCACCGGACCAGGACAGCACAUCUGCGCCGCCACGAGGGACACGGAUCCGCGCCCUGGACACAGCCGGCGGCCCCUAGGACAAGGGGCAUCGUGGCGGCAGCUUCUGCGCAUCUUUGAGGCGAAUGGCUCAGGAGUUGAAAUUCAGGAGGAUGUCUCUCGGCGACCUUUUGCGGAGUCAUGCAAGCUGCUGAAUGACUCCACCUUGCCAAGAAGUGAAAAGUCCUUCAUUAAAGCACCAGUGAAGGAGACAGAAAUGUAUACAAAAAUGGAGAGUGAGGAAUAA